AUGAUCACGACGUCACUCUUCCCCCAACCUGUACACUCCCUGCCGUCUCCGGCUCCUUCAGUAGCAUGUACUUCAACUGUCUGCUCUAUCACGAACAUCGAUGACCUUGCACUCGCCCGUGUACCAAUUCCCACCGGUGGUCACCCAGAGACCCUUUCGCCUCCCGAAUCCCUUACUGCUGCCGAGGACGCCAGGGAAGAUUCGACAGGGGAUGAGCUGCCUGCGGAAAACCCAAAACUCGCUAUGGAUUUCAUCAAUGAGCCGGUAGAAUCGGAUGAAACCCUAGUGAUGGAAAUCAAGCCGAAACGCCGACUACCCAAGAAAACAUACUCAAAGAAAGACAACAAGGGGAAAAGGCGGUCGUCAGAGGUAAUCGAGGAUGAUAGUUAUGAUUCCAAAAGCGACGCGAGUUCCUACAUCCCACCAGCGAAACGAAUAAAAGUGGUUGGCCUGAAGAACCUCGGGAAUACGUGUUACAAUAAUGCAGUAAUCCAAGCUCUCAGCCAUACAAAACCCCUUCGUGAUUAUUUUCUGGAGCGGGAGACACAAAUACCGGAUAAGGAGAAAACGGAGGGCGGUGGACGAAAGGAAGAUGCAGCGAUUCAGGUCCAAAUGCAUAUGGCAAGACCGAGGACACGGAGAGCUGCUCAGCUAGAAGAACAAUAUACCGUCCCGUCAGACGUAAAUCUUUGUGAUGAAUUUUCUCGUUUGCUGAAACUUAUGUGGAAUGACGAGCCAUCGAGCGAGCCCAUCGUCCCACCCAAACCACGUCGGAUAUCUAAAUCGGUGUUGGUUGUUUCCCCACAUGCGUUUGCAACAGCUGUAGCGGCUGUUCUGCCACUUUUUCAAGAACGUUAUGAGCAGCAUGACGCUCAAGAGUUUUUAAGGUGUGCAUUGGAGCGGAUGCAGAAUGAACUGAUAACGGAAAGGGCUGGGAGAACGGAUGAAUUAAAUCCACAAGAACAACUGAAUCCAUACCGUAUAGAAGACAACAUUGUUCAAAUUGUAUUUGGUGGUAUCCUGUGGAACAAGAUCAUAUGUUUGUCUUGCGAGUAUUACACCAUUAAGCCAGACCCGUUCUUGGAUUUAAGCCUUGUAAUUCCUGAAUUAUCGUACCUUCAAGCAACGUCGAAAUCGGCCGAGCCGCAAAAUUCAGUCACGCUGGAGGAUUGCUUAGACUUGUUCUCAUCUGCUGAAGAACUCGAAGGCUCGCCGUCUCCACCCGGUUCUGCCGCUUCGUCUACAAAUGGAACCGGACGCUCUUGUCUAUCAUGUGGCUCGGAUACGGGCUUCUCGAAGGCAUUCAAGUUUGGUGCAUUACCGCGGAUACUAUGUAUUCAUCUGAAGCGGUUUCGUUGGAGAAGAAAUACAGUCCGUGGAAGUAAACAAAAGGUCGAUGCACAUGUGAGGUUUCCUCUGGAAGGACUGGACAUGGGCCGCUGGAUGGACAGUACCGAUCAGGUAGAACGUCUGUACGACCUCUACGCUGUAGUGGUUCAUCAAGGAUCUGGGGCGAGCUCCGGACAUUACUAUGCCUAUGUCAAAUACCAAGACGAAUGGUGGAGCAUCAACGAUGAUCGUGCACACAAGGUCACGCCGGAAAUCGUUGCUAAGGCGAAAGCCUACCUUCUUUUUUAUCAACAAAAGGAAGUUGGGGAUUCUGUCGAUGAGUCUCCUGGACCCGAAGCCUCAGCAACUGCUGAGGUAGUACCAGUAUCAUGA
Molecule: messenger RNA, 1722 nt
Organism: Morchella sextelata
Lineage: Eukaryota; Fungi; Ascomycota; Pezizomycetes; Pezizales; Morchellaceae
Exons: 5
Coding region: 1-1722 (573 amino acids)
Biological process (GO): protein deubiquitination
Cellular component (GO): cytoplasm
Molecular function (GO): cysteine-type deubiquitinase activity
Source: RefSeq, a predicted model, not a curated record